Papaver somniferum (opium poppy) is the source of this 1425-nucleotide messenger RNA. RefSeq names its product probable indole-3-pyruvate monooxygenase YUCCA4. Gene Ontology annotation, molecular function: monooxygenase activity; flavin adenine dinucleotide binding. The record is from RefSeq and is a predicted model, not a curated record. Bases 46 to 1275 code for a protein of 409 amino acids. The transcript is spliced from 4 exons. Gene Ontology annotation, biological process: auxin biosynthetic process. NCBI's taxonomy places the organism in Eukaryota, Viridiplantae, Streptophyta, Magnoliopsida, Ranunculales, Papaveraceae.
AAGCCAAACACAAACCUCUCAUUUUCAAAACAGAGAAAGAAAGAAAUGGGGAAAGAAGAUGAAGCAGUAGGGGUGAUGAAAUGUAGUUGGGUUCAUGGACCUAUAAUUGUAGGUGGAGGUCCAUCAGGUUUAGCAGUAGCUGCUUGUCUUUCUGAUAAAGGAAUUCCAUCUCUAGUUCUUGAAAAAAGUGAUCGGAUAGCUUCACUAUGGCAAUACAGAAGUUAUGAUAGAUUAAACCUCCAUUUACCUAAACAGUUUUGUGAGCUCCCAUUAAUGAGUUUUCCUAAACAUUUUCCAAAGUACCCAACUAAACAUCAGUUCAUUUCUUACUUAGAAUCUUAUGCUUCAAAUUUCGAAAUCAAGCCGAAGUUCAAUCAGUCUGUUUUGAGUGCUGAGUUUGAUUCUGGUUCUGGGGUAUGGAGAGUUAGAACUACAGAUACUGAGUACAUUUCUAAAUGGUUAAUUAGUGCUACUGGUGAAAAUGCUGAGCCUGUAAUUCCUGAAAUCUCUGGUGUUGAGAAGUUUCAUGGUGCUGUUAUUCAUACCAGUGUUUAUAAAUCCGGUUCUGAUUUCAAGAAUCAGAAGGUUUUAGUUGUGGGUUGUGGGAAUUCAGGCAUGGAAGUGAGCUUAGAUCUUUGCAGUCACAAUGCAAGUCCUCAUAUGGUGGUCAGAAAUACUGUACAUGUUUUGCCAAGAGAAAUGUGUGGGAUAUCAACAUUUGGGAUAGCAAUGAGUCUUAUGAAAUGGUUGCCAUUAAGAAUAGUUGACAAGGUUUUAUUACUUGCAGCUUACUUCAGUCUAGGCAAUACUGAGCAAUUAGGACUUCAUAGACCUAAGAUAGGUCCAAUUGAACUCAAAAAUGCUACUGGUAAAACUCCUGUUCUUGAUGUUGGUGCUCUUUCAAGAAUCAAAUCCGGCCAUAUCAAGGUUAUGGCAGGUGUGAGAGAGAUAACAAGAAAAGGUGCAAAAUUCAUUGAUGGGCAAGAAAAAGAAUUUGAUUCAAUCAUCUUAGCAACUGGUUAUAAGAGCAAUGUCCCUUCUUGGCUCAAGAAUUGUGAUCUAUUCACGGAAGAGGGCAUGCCGAGAACGCCGUUCCCCAACGGUUGGAAAUUAGGAGCUAAUGGGUUGUAUACUGUUGGGUUCACAAGGAGGGGGUUAUUAGGAACGGCUUCUGACGCUGUUAAAAUUGCAAGUGAUAUUGGUGAAAAAUGGAGGACGAUGAAAGACCCGAGAAAUUCAUGUAAUUCGCAAAUCAUCCUUCGGAGAGCUUGUUAAUUAGAAACAACCCCCUAAUUUUCAACCGCAUUUGACUAAGUCAAACAUCAUAACACGAGAGGAGGAAUUCGUGUGCCCCUUUUUCUUGUAAAUAACUCAAUUUUGUAAGGGGGGGAUUAUCCUCUUAUUGUCUCAUCCUUCAUCUUCUUC